Peromyscus maniculatus bairdii (prairie deer mouse) is the source of this 1065-nucleotide messenger RNA. Its product is annotated as olfactory receptor 8B8-like. The record is from RefSeq and is a predicted model, not a curated record. Gene Ontology annotation, molecular function: olfactory receptor activity; G protein-coupled receptor activity. NCBI's taxonomy places the organism in Eukaryota, Metazoa, Chordata, Mammalia, Rodentia, Cricetidae. Gene Ontology annotation, biological process: G protein-coupled receptor signaling pathway. Gene Ontology annotation, cellular component: membrane.
AUGCAGGCCUCCCUCCUGAGAAGAAUGACUAUCAAGAAUUCCUCUGUGACUGAGUUCAUCCUUGCAGGCCUGACAGACCAGCCAGGACUCCGCAUGCCCCUCUUCUUCCUGUUCCUAGGUUUCUACAUGGUCACUGUGGUGGGGAACCUGGGUUUGAUCUCCCUGAUAGGGCUGAACCCUCACUUGCACACCCCCAUGUACUUCUUUCUCUUCAAUCUCUCCUUAAUAGAUUCCUGUUACUCUUCUACCAUCUCCCCCAAAAUGCUGAUGAGUUUUGUUUCAAAGAAGAACAUCAUCUCCCACUCCGGUUGUAUGACCCAGCUUUUUUUCUUCUGUUUCUUUGUAAUCUCUGAGUCCUUCAUUCUGUCAGCCAUGGCAUAUGACCGGUAUGUUGCCAUCUGUAACCCUCUGAUGUAUAUGAUCACCAUGUCUCCCCAGGUGUGUUUACUCCUUUUGCUUGGUGUGUAUGUGAUGGGCUUUGUUGGAGCCAUGGCCCACACAAUAUCCAUGGUGAGACUGAGCUUUUGUGCUGACAACCUUGUCAACCACUACAUGUGUGACAUCCUUCCUCUUCUGGAACACUCUUGCACUAGUACCUAUGUGAAUGAGUUGGUAGUCCUUAUUUUUGUGAGUUUUGAUAUCGGUGUGCCCAUUGUUACCAUCUUCAUUUCUUAUGCCCUCAUCCUCUCCAGCAUUCUUCGCAUGCAUUCCACAGAGGGCAGGUCCAAGGCCUUCAGCACCUGCAGCUCCCACAUGAUUGUGGUUUGUCUUUUCUUUGGUUCUGGGGCUUUCAUGUACCUUCAGCCACCUUCUGUUUUGUCCCUUGACCAAGGAAAAGUGUCUUCCCUGUUCUAUACCAUUGUGGUGCCCAUGUUGAACCCUCUGAUCUAUAGCUUGAGAAAUAAGGAUGUCAAAGUUGCUUUGAGGAAAACCUUGGGCAAGAGAAUAUUUUCUUGAGGAGUAGUGUAAUGAGCUUCAGUGGUAUGACUGGUCAAUGAGCAGUAUUCCUGUGGAAAGAAGGUGCUUAGAUAAGAAGAUUCAAUGUUACCAUGAGGGGUUCAAGGU